AUGAGUGACUCUGAAGAACAAAAUAUUACUCAUACUCCACCAAAAAAGUUGCUUCCUAAAAUAUUUUCCGAUUCAAAUAUAGCCAGUAAAAUAUCUUGUGGUCGUACUAAAGCUGAAGCUAUAGUACAAAAUUUACUUGGGCCGAAAGCAGAAGAAAUUAUAGUUAAUGCCUUACAGAAUAUUUCUUACUUUUCAGUUGCUACCGAUACAUCUAAUAAAGGAAAUAGAAAAAUGUAUCCAAUUGUAGUUCAAUAUUUUUGUCUGCAAACUGGAUGUCAAAUAAAAUUAUUAGAUUUUUUUGAACAAGCCUGCGAAACUGCUGAUGGUAUAAGUAAUUCAGUUCUAUCAACUUUGGAAAAAUAUAAUAUUAAUAUGUCAAAAGUAUCAGCAUUUAGUGCCGAUAACACAAAUUCUAAUUUCGGGUGUCGUAGAUCAGCAUUUACACUUUUACAAUCACAUAAUAAGAAUAUUUUUAAGUCGGGUUGCUUUUCACACGUAGUGCUCAAUACUUUUCGAAAAGCUUUAGAUGGUCUCGAUUUUGAUGUAGAAACUUUGGUGCUGAAAAUAUAUGCACAUUUUUCUGUAUCAGCAUCCAGACGCGAAGAUUUAAAAGAAUUUGUUUUGUAUGCUGAGUUAGAAUGUCAAGAAUUAGUUAAACAUUGUCCUACUAGGUGGUUGUCAAUUGGCCCAGCUGUCCAAAAAAUUCUCAAGUUUUAUCCUGCCUUGAUAUCUUAUUUUAUAUCUCUUGGCGAAGACUGUCCAAAUCAAUUAACAAAACUUUUAUUUUUUGAAGAAGACGACAAGUAA
This is a messenger RNA of Myzus persicae (green peach aphid), 807 nucleotides long. RefSeq lists its product as uncharacterized. The record is from RefSeq and is a predicted model, not a curated record. Lineage: Eukaryota; Metazoa; Arthropoda; Insecta; Hemiptera; Aphididae. The transcript has 3 exons. The coding region runs from base 1 to 807 and encodes 268 amino acids.